Dothidotthia symphoricarpi CBS 119687 is the source of this 3495-nucleotide messenger RNA. RefSeq names its product leucyl-tRNA synthetase. The transcript is spliced from 3 exons. NCBI's taxonomy places the organism in Eukaryota, Fungi, Ascomycota, Dothideomycetes, Pleosporales, Dothidotthiaceae. The coding region runs from base 1 to 3495 and encodes 1164 amino acids. Gene Ontology annotation, molecular function: leucine-tRNA ligase activity; aminoacyl-tRNA deacylase activity; ATP binding. Gene Ontology annotation, biological process: leucyl-tRNA aminoacylation. The record is from RefSeq and is a predicted model, not a curated record.
AUGGCCGAGGCUCAAGUCCCUAAAGACGUGCCAAACAGCGCCGUGGCUGCGACCAUUGAUCUUCUCAAGCCCCAGGAAGCUCAGUCCAAGACGCUCAAGAUCGAAAACACCGACAAGCGAGAUACGUUGAUCGAGGCCGAAAAGCGCUAUCAGAAAGAGUGGGAAGCGCAGGGCGUGUUCCACCCAGACGCACCAUCGCUUGAGGAGGAGCCCUUCGAGACCUCGCCCGACCAGUUGCACGAGAAGUACCCAAAAUGGUUUGGUAACUUUGCCUACCCCUACAUGAACGGGACUCUCCACGCUGGCCAUGGAUUCACCGCAUCGAAAGUCGAGUUCACUGCUGGGUUUCAGAGGAUGAUCGGGAAGCGGGCCCUGUUUCCUCUGGGGUACCACGUGACGGGCAUGCCCAUCAAAGCAUGUGCAGACAAGCUUGUACGAGAAGUUGAGCAAUUUGGCAAGACGUUUGAGCGAUGCCCUGUAGAGGACGUCAUCGACGGCACUGUGUCAGAGCCACCAGCGCCCACUCAGGCUGAGACAAAGACCGACAUGUCCAAGUUCAAGGCGACAAAGGGCAAGGCAGCUGCCAAGACCGUCAAGACCAAGUACCAGUUCCAGAUUAUGCUAGCGCAGGGCAUUCCGGUCGAGGAGAUCCACAAGUUCGCUGACCCAUACCACUGGAUCGAGUACUUCCCCCCACUAGCAAAGCGGGAUCUCACCAACUUCGGCGCUCGGAUAGACUGGCGACGACAGUUUGUCACGACUGACGCCAACCCUUACUACGACUCUUUUGUUGCAUGGCAAAUGCGCAAGCUCCUCGACCUAAAGAAGAUUAUCUUCGCAAAGCGAUACACCAUCUACAGCCCCAAAGAUGGUCAGGCUUGCAUGGACCACGACAGGCAGUCUGGUGAAGGUGUCGGUGUUCAAGAGUACACUGCCCUGAAGAUGAAGGUUGUGCAAUGGUCGGAUUCGGCGAAGAAGAUUCUGGAGGGGAAGCUCCCUGAAGGCGCGAACGCCUACUUCAUCCCAGCUACGCUGCGUCCUGAGACUAUGUAUGGGCAGACCUCAUGUUUUGUGGGCCCGACCAUCGAGUAUGGCAUCUUCAAGUCCUCGGAAUCAGAAUACUUCGUCUGCAGCCAGCGUGCGGCACGCAAUAUGAGCUACCAGCCUGGCACAUCGUUUGACUGGGGCGAGUUCCCGCAGGUCGCCAGCUUUGCAGGCAAAGAUGUCGUCGGUACGAUCGUCAACGCUCCUCUCUCCGUCCACAAAGACGUCUACAUCCUCCCCAUGGAGACAGUAAAGGACACCAAGGGUACCGCAGUCGUCACUUGCGUCCCCUCCGACUCGCCAGAUGACUAUAUUACGUCGUUUGAUCUGGAUAAGAAAGCCGAAUAUUACGGUAUCCAGAAAGAGUGGGUCAAAUUCGACAACAUUCUGCCUAUCAUCGAUACUCCCACCUAUGGCAACCUCACCGCGAAGAAACUGGUUGAAGAACUCAAGAUUCAGUCGCCAAAGGACUCGGCUAAGCUCGCGGAGGCAAAGGAGAAGGCGUACAAGGAGGGCUUCUACAAGGGAAAGAUAAUCUACGGUGACUUUAGUGGAAAGUCUGUCGAGGAGGCCAAGACUCUCGUCCGAAAGCAGUUGAUCGACGCUGGUCACGCUUUUGCUUAUGCUGAGCCUGACGGCAAAGUCAUGAGCCGCAGUGGCGAUGAUUGUGUUGCAGCUCUGCUCGACCAAUGGUAUAUGAACUACGGCACCGCAGACAAGGGUGGAGAUGAUGAGUGGGCUCAACAAGUCCGGGCUCACAUCGAAGGUGACCUUAACCUUUACUACCCUGAGGCCAAGAACCAGUUCUUGCAGGUCAUAAACUGGCUCGGUAACUGGGCUUGCGCCCGCUCUUACGGUCUCGGAACGAAGGUACCAUGGGACCCGUCCGUCAUGGUGGAGAGUCUGUCGGAUUCCACCAUCUAUCAGGCGUAUUACUCGUUCGCACACUUGUUGCACAAGGAUCUGUUCGGAAAGGAGGUUGGGCCUCUUGGAAUUCAGCACGGACAGUUGACUGAUGAUGUUUGGGACUACGCUCUAGGCCGUCGCGAUCGUACUGAUCUGCCUCAAUCAGAUAUUCCUCAGAAGGCUCUGGAGACAAUGAGGCGACACUUCGACUACUGGUACCCGCUCGACAUGCGAACCAGUGGCAAGGAUCUCAUCCAGAACCAUCUGACUUUCAACCUCUACGUUCAUACCGCCAUGUUCCCGAAAGAGAACUGGCCACGUAGUUUCCGUGUAAACGGACAUCUCCUCCUCAACGGUGAGAAGAUGAGCAAGUCUACUGGUAACUUCCUGACAAUCAACGGCGCUGUGGAGAAGUUUGGUGCGGACGCCACACGUAUUGCCCUUGCCGACGCAGGAGACGACAUGAACGAUGCCAACUUCGAAGAGACUGUCGCGAACGCCAGUAUUUUGAAGCUAUACGAGCUCCGCAAGGUGUGCGAGGAGUUGAUUCGCGACAAGGUCAUCAUUUCAGAUGUGACAAAGUACGCAGAGACCAAGGCUAGCGAGCGGAUCAGGAAUGCAGAUGUCAUCCAGCGCCAGAGUGGAAGCGAGCGUUUCCUGUUCGACGACAUGUUUGACAACGAGAUGAACAGCCUGGUUGCGGAGACAUACCAGCACUACUCUGCAACAAUGUACAAGGCUGCUCUGAAGUCAGGCUUCCACGACUUCACCUCUGCGCGAGACUUCUACCGUGAGGCCACAAAGGCUGCCGGACUCGGUAUGCACGAGGAUCUCGUCAAGAAGUUCACCGAGCUGCAGGCGCUCAUGCUGGCUCCCAUUGCGCCGCAUUGGUCAGAAUACAUCUGGCUCGAGGUUCUCGGAAAGCCCGAGACCAUCCAAAAGGCGCAGUGGCCGAAGAUCCCAGAGCCCAACGCGUCACUCACAGCAGCGCGCGAGUUUGUCCGCCAGACGCAAUCGAACAUCACAUCUGCAGAAGGCGCGGCAAUCAAGAGGAUGUCCAAGGGCAAGGCUGCAAACUUCGACCCGAAGAAGGAGAAGAAAAUCACUAUCUUCGUGGCGCAGGAGUGGCCCGCCUGGCAAACAAAGUACAUCGACAUGAUCUGCACCUCAUACCCCAACCUCGACAUCAAGGCGCUCAGCAAGCAAAUCGACAAAUCAGAAUCGAAGAAAGCCAUGCCCUUUAUCAACGGCCUCAAGCGCCGUCUCGACAACGGCGAGGCUCAGGACGUCGUGCUCAACCGUGAACUCGCCUUCGACGAGCUCGCCACGCUGCGGGCCAUGAUUCCGGGACUGAAGGCCGUGGUGCAAAAGUGCGUUGACGUGGAGAUUGUAUCUGUUGCGGAGGGCGGAAAGGAGGGCACUAUGAUUAGUGAGGACGGGAGUAAGGGGGCUGUGAAGACGGAGUUGCCGCCCAGCGCGGCGAGUGCGGAGCCAGGGUUGCCGAGCUUUGCGUUUGAGAAUGUGGAGGGCUUGGCUGUGCGGUAG